GGAGGAUCAAGUCCGAAGAAAGUUUCAGUUGGUGCGGAACCGAGACUGGCGGCGCGAUCGUUUACACGAAAAAGAACUCGCCGUUGAGCGCAAAAGUCGCCGUAUUGUAAGCAAACUCGAUGCGUUGAGUUCAUGUUCGAGUGGUGGUUCGUGUUUCUUAAAAUGCGUUGAAAAAUCGUCGAUGAGGAGUGAUCAAACAACGAUCUUAAAAAUAAGAGAUCCGCAAUUCCUCUGCACGCAAAGAAUGACGAAUAAACUUAUCCUUGUGUGGUGCUUCUCGUACCUGUACUUCAGAGCUGACGCCGGUAAAUCAUCGCGAGACCCCAAAGAGUUGCCCGACGAUAGUCAGUGCAACUUCGAUGCCUCUCGGAUCUAUAAUGUGACAGAUCUGUUACGAUGCAUAAGCGCGCUCAUGACCGACCUUCCGGCUCAAGGAAACGCUCGGUCGCUGAGACAGCCAAACGAGUUGGAUUCGUUAGCUCACAGAAAGAAUUCUUACGAAUCAUCUCUCGGGGAUUUGGUCUCGAGCUUAUUUAACAACGGUAUCCCGUCGAUUAACGAUUAUUUUCCGGUGGAUCCCGGUCAGUAUCAAUUAAAUCGGCCAUUUACACCGGGCGAUCUGUCCGGCGGGCUCGGGACAAAUCUCUACGACGCUCUAUCGUCGAUCUCUCGCUAUGAUGAUUCCAAGUGCGUGCCGCGAAUACUGUGUGAAAUGGCGAGCGGCAGGCCGCCGGGAGAACAGGCAUCCUCGUAUCUGGGCGAUCUCGGAAGAAACGCUUUCGCUCAAUGGCUCGUCAGGCUGGACGUGACGGAGAUGUCUCCCGUGCUGAAUUUCGCGCGAGCCGCCGCGCUGGGUUACAGCAGCGGGGGAAAUCCGACCGCGUGUUACCGCGCGUUCCCGAGAUGUCCGCGUAAUACCGGCGAACUGGUGCAUUAUCUGAACAAUCACAACGGCGGAUUCUUCCGGUUCUUCGGCGGACACGGGCGUGACGGUUACUCGCAGCAGCUUUACGCGUCGCAAGGCAAUUCGAAAUUCCUGCGAGGGAAAAAACGGAAAGCUCUGUCUCCCGGCUACGCAAGCGCGGCGGCUGAUCGUAUCGGCACGGGCAAGCUGAAGUUCGACGUCCCCGUGCUAAGCGCUCAGCGAGAUUACGGCGAAAGCUUCUUCCAGAAAGAAUAUAUAUCGGGGAGCUCGGGGCGCGUGGUGUUCCCAGCUCAUGAGGAACCGAACGAUCGCUCUUCGGGAAACAGGAACCCUAAAUCCUCGCCGGGACACGAGAGCAUCGACGCGAGCGAAUCCUCGCGAAUCAGCCCGCCGUUUUUCUUCCCGCAGGACUGGGAGGAUCAAGAUGUCCGUGUGUCGCGUUUCGUCCCUUACCUGUCGGACUCGGAAUCUCGCGAUGAAUUUCGCUUUCCACGUUAGCGAUCGAUCUUCCUCUCCGGGUGGGAAACCCGAUGGUCCACGAUGCGCCACCGACGACAAUGUUGAGAGCCGAGUUCCCAUAGGAAGUAAUUUGUUAGGCUUAUUAGUUAUUAAAGUAAUCGACAGCUUACACAAUCCGCGAGGAAAGACACAGCGAGUUAACUCCAACUGCACUAUCAUUCGACAUGCAGUCGCCGCCGGAUAUUUAGGGGCCGAUGAAUGAGUAUCUAUAAAAUUGUGAACUUUUAUACACGUCUCACACGCGCAUUUUACCUUUCUCGCAAGAACCGCCUGAUAUUCGGCAGCCCGAGUAACUCGACAAGCAAACGCGCUCGCAUAAACGCGGGGAAAAAAAUUCGCUGAUCUCCUUUUCAUUCUUCUUAAUACACCAUAUUCGUCUGUUCAGCGUUACACAGUUACAUUCUCAUCCAUUACGUCGCGCUGUUGACGCGCGCCAUACACUGCGUCAUGUAUGCCUUACCAUUCUCUAGAUUAAGGGUUUUUCACGGUCCCGCAGCCUUACACACAUAAAAUGGGAAAUGUGUACACACCGCGUCAUGUAUGCCUUAGAAUUGUAAUCAGAGGCACUUGUAUAGUAUCAGAGAUACUCGUACAUGUGUAAUAUUAAAAAAACGUUUGACUAUUAAUUUAGAAAAUGAUAAGGCAUACAUGACGAAGCGUCGGCGGGCGGAAUACCGGAAAUUGCCGACUCGACGGAAAAUUCAACGUCGAUGUCGAUAGACAAGCGUCGACGUGCAUUCUACGUGCCCAAGCAUAUUCUAUCCUCGCUGAUGCAAGGGAUUCUCCACUCGCCGGCAGCAGCUUUUCUUGUAACGGCUGCUUUCGCGCUCCCUCCAGAUAUAUCGAUAUGUAGAUAAUGUUAAAAUAGCGCGCGACGUUAGAAUCAAUUAAUACCACUGCGUCUAGACAAUAGGCAUUAGAACGAGUUAAUAUUACAGUGUGAUUCAGCAAAAAAACCAAAACGUCCGAUAAAUCCGACAGAUGAUCUCAUUCUUAACGGAAUCCUCUUAUAUAGUAGAGGCCUAGUAAGAGAAUUCCCCAAAGACCCCAGAAGGAAAAUAUUCUAAGCACUAAUAUUAUAUUCCUCUUUAUUAAAGCAAGGAUAUUUUCCAGUAAAAGCUUAGAAUUGACAAGAACUACCUUCCACAGUUCUAUUCUUUGAGUAUUGGAAUGUUUUUUUUUUAGGUUAUAGAAAAAAUUCUCUUAGAUGUGUGCAUAAAAUAAUUCUAUUAAGGAUGAGAUAAUAUUUGUCGGGUGUUUGUUGGACACCUUGAUGGACGUGAAAGAAAUAUCUUUGUGGUUUGAAAUUUGACGUGAUCUGAAAUAAAUUAAAAAUAGAAGAAAAGAAUGUGCAAUCGACAGAGCGACGGAAAGAGAUUGAUGAAAAAUCUUGAAUUACUAUUAGACAUGUGCAACGUUACGAUGUUACGUCGAAUAGUUGACGAUUACGAGAAAUAUCACGCGUGCACAGAAAAAAGAAUAUUCUUGUUUGGAGAAUAUCUUUGUUGUUGACAUUUAAAAAAUAAGAUUAAUGUUAAAAUGAGAUUAUAUGGCAUUGAUGAAAGAUAAAUUAAUCUUCAAUC
Odontomachus brunneus is the source of this 3027-nucleotide messenger RNA. RefSeq lists its product as uncharacterized. The transcript is spliced from 7 exons. NCBI's taxonomy places the organism in Eukaryota, Metazoa, Arthropoda, Insecta, Hymenoptera, Formicidae. The coding region runs from base 182 to 1423 and encodes 413 amino acids. The record is from RefSeq and is a predicted model, not a curated record.